AUGACACCUGCGGACACAGCUAACGAGGCUUUGAAUGAAACACUGGUGGCUGUGCAAUUGUUGAUGAAGCGGUGCAUGACAUUGCGGCAAGGAGAUCCAGAGGCAUUGAAACUAUUGGAUGAGAUCGCCAGAUGGCUUGCAAAUGACUUGGAGCGUCAUGCAGGGAUUGCCACUUCGUUGUCCCCGGAAUUAUUGUCAUGUGCUGCGGUUGUGAGAGACUGCUCAAAGGGUGGCGUCUUUCAGACUUCGCCGGAUUGGGGGUCUGUUACUGACAAGGAUCCGAGAAUUAAGGGUCACCCACGGUUCAACAAGACAAUCAAUUACCGCCCUAUCGUCGGCAUUGAGAGUCCUGUUCUUCCUGAUGCUCAGACUACAACAGCAUUAACACAAAUAUCCUCCUCUUCCUCCUCCUCUGGAACUUCGGCACUGGUCUCAUUGACAACACCACCCGUCGCGGCUGUAUCUACUUCAGCCCCUCCUCCUGGAGACAUAGACCAUUCGAGCAUAUCUGCCGCACCUGCAAUAGAACUGUCGCCUUUGUCACUGUCCCCAUUCUCAAAGGCAUUGGAACCUCUGACCCCCCUUCCUGUGUCAGCUCCAAUCCCGCUGAAAUACAACCUUUUUGUGCCAGGCAUUAAGAAUGCGGUGAAUGCAAUUCCAAAGGGCGGCAAUGGUAAGAAGAGACGGGCAGAAGAUGACCAACUGGUAGAGGCAAAAUUAGUUGACAACUCGACUUCCCAGUCAUGGAAGUCUGUUCCGAAGAGGAAAAGGGUAAUGUUGGCUGAUGAAGACAAUGAAACUACCAACCCAGUUCUGACGCAGGUGGUACCAUCACAACGCAUCAUCAAAGAGGAUUUGGCAUUGGCAGGUUCGCAUCACUCGGAAGGCACAGAUGAUAGAGGUUUCUGGGAUGCAGAAAGCAGGAUCUGUUAUGCGGAGCCCUAA
This is a messenger RNA of Suillus fuscotomentosus, 945 nucleotides long. RefSeq lists its product as uncharacterized. Lineage: Eukaryota; Fungi; Basidiomycota; Agaricomycetes; Boletales; Suillaceae. Bases 1 to 945 code for a protein of 314 amino acids. The record is from RefSeq and is a predicted model, not a curated record. The transcript has 4 exons.